This is a messenger RNA of Galleria mellonella (greater wax moth), 1808 nucleotides long. It is a transcript of the gene fkh, whose product is annotated as silk gland factor 1. The record is from RefSeq and is a predicted model, not a curated record. Gene Ontology annotation, molecular function: transcription factor binding; protein domain specific binding; RNA polymerase II cis-regulatory region sequence-specific DNA binding. Gene Ontology annotation, biological process: cell differentiation; regulation of transcription by RNA polymerase II; anatomical structure morphogenesis. NCBI's taxonomy places the organism in Eukaryota, Metazoa, Arthropoda, Insecta, Lepidoptera, Pyralidae. Bases 155 to 1210 code for a protein of 351 amino acids. The transcript has 2 exons.
CUCACCCGGGGCGGAACCGGGCCGACUCCGCCUCACUGCCUGCCAAUAGCUUGCGAGGUGGUGGGGCGCUCGGGCCCCCGGCUUCUAUUUACUCUUUCAAUCAGUGCGAGUGUUUGCCCCUGGCCGGCGUGCACGCGCGGGUGAUGCGCUAGCCAUGAUCUCGCAGAAGCUCUCGUACGGCGACGUGCCGACGUCUGCGUCGCUGUCCUCGUUGUCUCCGGGUCUCGCGCCACAUUACGUUAAUGGUAUGGGAUGCAUGCCAACGCAGCCCUAUCCGAAUCUCUACUCCAACAACAUGGUUGCUGGCGGCUCGUGCAUGGGCUCCCCGGGCGUCGGAUACUCGCCGCCCAGCACGAUGGCAUCCUGCAUGGGCGGCGGUGGAGCUGUACCCUACGGAUCGUUACCGCGUGAACAAGAGGCAGCUUCACCCACUUCAGCACUGCAGAGAGCCCGCAACGACAAGACCUACCGCCGUUCGUAUACACACGCAAAACCGCCAUAUUCUUACAUAUCUCUUAUUACGAUGGCCAUCCAGAAUAAUCCAUCGCGCAUGCUCACACUCUCGGAAAUCUACCAGUUCAUCAUGGACUUGUUCCCGUUUUACCGACAGAACCAACAACGUUGGCAGAACUCGAUUCGACACUCGCUCUCUUUCAACGAUUGUUUCGUGAAAGUGCCACGCACUCCCGACAAGCCUGGCAAAGGUUCUUUCUGGGCCCUACAUCCCGACAGUGGUAACAUGUUUGAGAAUGGAUGUUUCUUGAGACGCCAGAAACGAUUUAAAGACGAAAAGAAGGAGUCGAUAAGACAAGCGCAGAAAGCGGCUCACGGACACGGUCACCACGGCGGCUCACAUGAAAAACGAGGUGAGCACGCACACGAAAAGACUUCAGGCGCCGGCGGUGGCGCAGGAGAAGACAAAGAGAUGCGUGACGAUAUCUUAGCGCAAUUGCACGCAGGGCCGGAACUAUGCCUGCCGGAGCAUACGCCGUUGUCGCUGGAACAUUACGCUCAGCUAAAACAGGAGCCACAGGGAUACGCGCCGGCGACUCACCCAUUCAGCAUUACGCGGCUGCUACCAGGCGCCGACACGAAGGCUGACUUGAAGAUGUACGACGUUAACUAUGGAUACGGGCACACGCCGGCGGAGAACUACUACCAGUCGCCGUUGUACCAUCACCACCAUGCGCACACGCAGCCGCCCUUGUGACAAUACCCGUUGGCGUAGGCGUCGCGCCGCGCGCCCGUCUGGACCGCGCCGCACGAUGCCCCCGCCGCGCCCUAGCCGCUGAUGACGAGAUUGAAGAAGAACUUGGAUUAGAUUGUUAUUUACCUAUUCCAACAACAGUUGACACUCAAACGAAUAUAUAUUGACGAAGUGACGUCAUAUCGUGGACCGUUGAACAGUGCAAUGUCUUGUGUAAAAUGUAUAUAAAUAUAUUAUAUACUUAGAUAGGCGAAAGGAAUUAUAGUUCUGUCAUCGACCAUCGCAUUUAGGAGUUUAGUUAAGUUUUGUAUAUAUAGACAAUAAGAUGUAUACAGUGUGCCCAUGGAACAAUUACAUAAAUACACAGUUCGUCUGAUGAAGGUUUUUUCCUAAAUUUAUUUGUAUUAUUUUAUAUUUAAAAGUGAUAGCAAGUAGCUGAGAGAAAAAUACAAUUUAAUUAGUUCAUUAUACUUUUUUUAUGUCAAUUGUUUUCUGGGCAACCUGUAUAAAGACUUCUAAAUAAUGGUGUUUGGUGUAAGAUAGGUUCCUAUCUAUGCUUCUGCACAUUCCAUUCCAAUAUAUAUUUAUAUGCAAGUGUCAA